This is a messenger RNA of Prorocentrum cordatum, 5586 nucleotides long. The record is from the annotation of a GenBank genome assembly. NCBI's taxonomy places the organism in Eukaryota, Dinophyceae, Prorocentrales, Prorocentraceae.
AUGCGGGGCCUGCGGCACGUGCAGCAACUGGCCGACGCGCACGAGCUGCCGCGCGUGCGGACGGCUGCGGACAAGACGAAAGAGGGAGUGGGCAAGGCCAAGACGGAGCUCGAGGUGCUGUUGGGGAAGCGUAAGUGCCUCCAGGAGUUCCCUGUCAUCGAGGGUGAAGACCCACCGACGUAUGUCACCGAGGAGAUUGCGCAGCUGGACAGGGACAUCGCGAAGGCUCGCAACCUCAGGGACCAGGCGAAGCCGCUCGCCAUCCAGAUGCGGGAGGCUCAGGCUCUCUCAGCCAAGCGUACGCCUCAGGAGGAGGUGCUCGCACGUCAGGCCGAGAAGCUGCAGAAGGAGCUGCUCGCGGCGCAGAAGGCAGUGCAGGAGGCGCGCCAGGCGAAGGCCGAGGCCAAGGCCAACGAGCUCGCUCUGCAGGCCAAGAUCGCGGCGCAGCAGCCUGCGGCCCCAGCGUCCGACCUCGAUGUCUGGCGCGUCCAGCUCGAGGCGAUGGUCACCAAGGCGGGUCUGGGCCAAGCUGUGGUCGAGCAUCUACGGCGGCAGCAGCGGGUCCCUGGCUGGGCAGGCAGUCAGUGGACCGCCGAGGGGUGGAUCCCGCUGUCCGAGGGCAGCGAGAGGGAGUGUGACGCCGAGGUGAAUACCACGGGCGUUGGCUGGGCAGGGUACGCGCGGAUCCUCCAGGAUCCGAAGGAGAGGCGCCUGCUGAUCCCACAGCCGAUCGAGGUCGGCAGGAGAAAGGACAUCACCCUGUGGACCUUCAACGGCUCCAGCUGGGGUACGAUCAAAGAGAAGUUGCUCGAGGUGAAGGGCGAGAACGGUGGGAGGCGACGGGCACGGCACGUCUACGUCUUCCAGGAACAUCGGCUGCUGGAUGAGGCGUGGGCUGGAGUUACAGGCAGCAUGAGGGCAUGCGGAUAUCAGAUCGGAGGUACCACAGCCGUUCCCACAAUCGGGCGUGAAGGCGAACCAGGUACCUCGGCGGGCGUAGGCUUUGCAGUGCCGAAGGACAUGGGCAUGACUUAUCCCUUUGGCCAAGCCAAGUGGGACGCCUCGCCCAAGGGCUCGGCUGGACGGGCUGCGAUUGCCUGGAUAGCAGCGGGGCGGGGAGGCAUGCUGAUCGCGACGGUCUACCUGUGGACGGCCGAGGGCCUGUCCAACCGCAACGUUGCCAUUGUUACGAAGGUUGUGGAGAUUAUGGAGAGCUUGGGCAUGCCAUGGGUGAUAGGCGGCGAUUUCCAGAACCCACCUGGCGUCCUGGCAGAGGUGAAGGCCAUCAAGCAGGCGGAGGCCAUGCUAGUGGCGCCCACGACGGUGUGCGGGACGUGCCGCACAGCUGGAGGUAGCUCGACCAUCGACUAUUUCGUGGUGUCCAAGGGCUUGCGUGACAAGGUGGUCAAGGUCGUGCUGCAGGAAGGGUGGCCGUCGGCGCCACACAAGCCAGUCGGCCUCACCCUGGAUUUGAGCGUCCAGGUGAAGCGUACCAGGACCCUGCAGAAGCCGAAGGAUCUGGACGAGGUCAUCAUUGGUUGCGCCCCUGAGCCACCGGUUUACGACAAGGUGGGGGCUUUCGAGUCGGUGGAUACUGCCACCAGGUACUGGAGCCACUUCAUGCAGAAGCUGGAGCGUGAGGUCAAGCAGGGUGGUCGUAACCUGCCGAAGCCGACAGGGGCGGCGCUCUGGUGGAGGUGGCUUGCGAGGACCUUGGGCAACCUGAGGGGCGCCUACGACCGUCUGCACUCGAAGACGGUUAACGCUGGCCCCAUCACCCAGAGGCUGGUCGAUGUUCUUGCGCAGGAGAGGCUGUUCAACCUCAGCGGCACGGCUCGCAACAUGAGGAUGGUGGACCAGGCCGAUCGGGUGCUCUGGGCUGCGAGGUGUCAGGUGAUCGCGGAAGGGCUGUGGCGCGGGGCCGACAAGCAGCACAUCCUGAAGGCGCUGCUGGAGGAGGCGAGAGGCAAGUCCAAGCGCUUCGACCAGGAGUUGGUCAACGAGAGGAGGAAAGAGUGGGCAGCCAAGCUGGAGUCGGCGGCGAAGGGUGCGGCAGGCGGCCUUCACAGGCUUUGCAAGCCAGCUGAGGUCUGGCGACCACGGCGGGCGGCAUCUGCUGCUCAUUCCGCCGACCCAUUGCAGGCUGCUCAGUACGCGCUAGAUGAGUGGAACAAAAUCUGGCGAGUGGGAGAAGAAGUGCAGACAGCUCCCUGGCCCUGGGAGUUGGAGACACGCAUGGAGCUGAACGACUUCAACGACGGGGACUUCGAUCGGCUGAAGAAGGUCGCUCGCAGUUUCAAGAAGAAGACGGCGAUAGGGUCAGACAGAUGGCACCCGUCUAUGUUGCAGGGCGCCUCGGACGACGCGCACUGGACAUUGCUCGCCAUCCUGCGGGAGGUAGAGAAGACCCUUGUCUGGCCAUCGCACGCGGCUACGAUCGUUUUCUUCCUCAUCCCCAAGAAUGAGCUGGUCGACCGUGCCAUCGGCCCCCUGCCCACCCUGGUGAGGGUCUGGGAGAUCCUGAGGGAGCCGUACUUGCAGGCGUGGGCGAGGGAGAAUCACAUGUCGUGGGACUGCACAUCCUACGGGCGCGCAGCUGAGGACGCGGCUUGGGAGGUUCUGUUGGCUCACGAAGCGGACGCACCUGGGGACGCUGAUCCUGCAGCCACUGCCACGAUCACGGCGAUCCUGGACCUGGUGAAGGCCUUCGAGAGGGUGAGUUUGCACGUCCUGUUGGAGCGGGGCAAACGCAUGGGCUUUCACACAGGCGUUCUGGCGGUGGUCUGCUCCUGUUUUGCCAUGAUGCGGCGUGUCAGCACGGGGGACGCGGUGUCGCUCGAGACGCGCAGGGUGUGCACCAUCAUUGCAGGCAGCAAGUUCUCGGUGGGUUUCCUUAAGAUGGUGAUUCAGGAUACGGUCGACGGUUUGGUGGUUGAGCAUCCGCUGGCGACGUGGCGUAUGUACGUCGAUGACCUCAGCAUCAGGCAGAGGGGUACGCAGCAGUGGGUGGCAGAUGUCUUCCCGCUGGCGAUCGACGACAGCAUUGCGAGCUUUGCUGAGCUGGGCCUGGAGUUCUCCGUGAGCGCAAAGGGGCAAGGGCGCGGCAUGGGAUUGGUGUACAAGUGUGGGCUGAAGCGGUCGGUGUCGCAUGGGUGCAAGUGCUUGGGCAUGCCAGAACACCAGCUUCAGCAAGUUCGGCGCGCCGCAGGCAAACUUCUCCCAGGGUCGAGGGGGGCGAAGAGCCUCACGCUGCAGUUGGCCCUCGCGAAGGAGGAGCCCACAUACGAGGUCACGGCUGCUCCUGUGGUUCGUUGGUCACGCGCCGCGUGGGAGCUCACGGUGGGUGAAGAAGCGGCGAGAGCAGCGCAGUGGGAGGCCCAGCAGGGGCAGCAUGAACGACCUGAUCAACAAUGCACAGGGCCAGAGGCUGGUGUGCAGACCCUCACUCACCCCCACACCAAAGGCACCUUGCUCGCAGGGAGAGGUGCUGUAGGUGAUGUCGCUGCUCUGGAUGAAGCACUCGGUGUCUGGACGGCGCUGUGGAUCACCGACCUUCGCGGGGUGGACUACCAAGACGUCGACGACUGGCUUGAGUGGGCGACUGUGCUUGUGGGGGUGAGGUACGAGGGGGCCUCGCAGGCUGAUAUCGUAGCUACUUGCAGACGAUCGUGGGCUCGGGCACGAUGGAGACGAGCGGCGGCGAUCAGGUACAUCAAUGACCUGGACUACGUGGACCGAGUGGAGAUGCUGAAGCAAUACAGGUACGAGCGUGGCGCGGUGCAGCAGGUACUCCGACGGCUGCUCGGUGACAAGCUGCGACGCGUUCCUGACGAUGGAGAGCGGCAGCUGGAAGCGGGCAGCGGGUACCACAACAUCGGCAGCCUCGGCGAGUUGCUGGAUCUCGUCGUGCAGGCGGGACGGCAAUUGGUCAUCUCGGAGGAGCGUGUCAGCGGACGACGGCGGGACCUCAGCGAGCGUGAGGACCUGCAGGCGCAAUUCCAGAGGGCGUGGGAGCAGCAGCCAAUCGCAGUGGGCAUGCAGCCGCAGUGGGGGCGUGUCAAAGGCCCCGCAGGUACUGUCAUCAUGUCCAUACGCAGAGCGGGCUGGAAGUGGCCGAAGUGGCACAUGUUCCUGGUGCGCAAUGGGGAACAGCUCAACCUUUUGGAGACCUGCCCCAAUGACGUCGGGAUGUUAUUGCAGCAGGACCUGGAGGCACAGCUGUGGGCGCAGUGGACAGCAGAGCCUGGGCACGAGAGCUUGACGCCAGCACCGUUCUUGCAGCCCGCUAGGGCGGUGUUGGGGGCCAGGAACUUACCGAAGCAUGCGAAGAAUGCAGCGAGGAAGGUGCUCAUAGGCGACUCCUGGACCAUGAGUAAGCUCUGUAAGCACAACAUCACGCCGAUGGACAUCUGUUUGGCGUGUGGCGAGGGCGUGGGCACGCCACACCACAGGUAUUUCGUGUGCCCCAAGCUGCGGGACGUGCGGAACAAGGGGAAGGCAGACUGGCAGCACGUGGCGGAGCAGUACCAUUUCGUGGUGAACGAGGGCUCCGAUGCUCACCUCACGGGAGACAUCGUUUGCGACGGGUUGAAGAUGUGUGCGCCAACUAUCCAGCUCUGGGGCCCAUUGUCGUGCCAAUACAGUGUGCAGAAGACCGUGAAGCGAGCGGAGAUGUGGGCCUUCCCCAAGGUUUUGGAGGUGGUGAUGCCACCAUGCAGGAUCCACACCGAUCACCAGGGGAUUAUCGACGGUCUGGCUCGAGGUGCUCGUUCGUGCCUUUCCUGGAAGCGGCCACACGCGGACUUGUGGCGUAGGAUAUGGCACAAGGUGGUCGAAGUUGGUUUGGACCGAAGCUGCGUGGGGCACGUCAAGGCGCACCGUUCGAAGGCCACGAUCAACAGGCUCGAGGAGGGCCAGCAGGCCAUCGCUAGGGGUAACGCUGCCGUGGACCUCCUGGCGAAGUGCGGUGCCGAGGACGACUACGGUUACGGCAGGCAGGAGGUGCUCGAUAAGCUCGGGGAGAAGAUCAAGUGGGCCAUCCAGAACGUCGGGUGGUGGCACCAGCAGCUGAACGGAGAGUGGCCUGAUGUCCCCCCACGGCCGCCUGGGCCCAGGCGCAGGCGGCAGCAGCAGCCACACAUCCAGCUGACGAAGCACGAGGUGGUGCAGCGUGGGCAGUGGCAGGUGUGUACGCGGUGUGGGAGGCGUGCAGCCACGGCACGCAUGAGGAAGAAGUUGUGGGAGGCGGAGUGCCGCCCACCUCCGUGGCGCAUGGUAGACGAGGUGUACGAGACAGCUGGCGCGGGCUCGCUCGAGGAGAGCGAGGUGCUGCUGAAUAUGCAGAGCCUGGUGGGGCUUCCCAGCUGGCAGCUGGGGGAGCUCGCGAGGCGAGGGGUGUGUUCGGGUGCUGACACCAAGCGGAAGCGGCGUGACAGGCUGCUGAAAGGUGAACAUCCGCAAACGGGGCGACCACUUCCCUGGAACCAGUACAGCGAGGGCGAGGUGGUGGUCUACGGCCAGGCGGUGGAGUGCGACCUUGAGGAGGGCCACGUCUGGGAGCACUGGUACCAGUGCGGCGUGGACUGA